AGUAAUGUUCGCGUUAGUUUUUCAUAUUUUGUUCGUCCUGCCGAUCAUGGCGAGGAGUAUUUUGGAUUCCAUUAAUUUUAAGCAAUCCGAUUUGUUGCGGAAUAUGAAAAAACUCAAUUUAAAUGAAAGCUAUUUCGGUAACCUAGAGAACUACCAAGUGAACGCGGAGACGGUGUCAGAGAAACAGUAUCCUUGGAUAGCCCGCGUGGUUCACUCGAAGAAGGCGCUAAUACCACACGUUUGUACCGCGGUCUGCGUUGAUGAGGCCAUAUUUAUUACAGCUGCUAGGUGCAUUUACACCUUAAAAGUAAACUACACCCGAGUAAUAUACAUGUCAAAGAAGCUUAACGUGGUAGCGUUCGUGCUGCCCUCGGAGCCGACAAAACAGUUAUUUGAUGAUAUUGGGUUCUUGGUGACUGACACUCGCAGCUUCAAGGGAAUGUGGGCGAUUAUAGAACUUUUUGAUACCGUAAACAGGACUGAUGAUGCAUUCAGAUGGUUCAGCGACCUGGAUUUUUCGUAUGGAAGUAUGAAUUUUAAGGUCGUAGGUUAUGCUAUGAAGAAGGGUAUCCACAAAAUAAAGGCUCCAGAAAUACAAUACAACUUAACAGAAUUAAGCGUCGUCGUUGGUAUCGAUCUGUGUCCAAGCAUCCUCACUUACUACGGCAAGAUAAAAGGGUUUAACGUGCCCUGUUACCAUUCCUGUACGGUUCAACAGUUUCAGAAGAGUGUCGACAAAUGUUUUAACUACCACGGCGUGGAAGGCGGCGCGUUGUACGACACUUUGAAUAAGAAGUUGAUGGGCGUGGCAACGUGGGGAGCGUACUUUCAGAAGUGGGAGCUACCAGUCGGCUUCGCGGUCGCCAAUUCCAUUAACUUCUUCAAGGAUUUGAAGUGUGCGAGGCGGAUACGAGACGAUAACGGUAUCCGCGUAACCAAGGGCUAUUAUCAAAAUCUGUGCGAUGACAAUGCUUAAUUCAGUUACAUUUUUUAUAACACAGAUUAAAUGUAAUCUAUUUUUCUGAUAUAAAUUAUA
Messenger RNA from Trichoplusia ni (cabbage looper), 1036 nucleotides. RefSeq lists its product as uncharacterized. The record is from RefSeq and is a predicted model, not a curated record. Lineage: Eukaryota; Metazoa; Arthropoda; Insecta; Lepidoptera; Noctuidae. Gene Ontology annotation, molecular function: serine-type endopeptidase activity. The transcript is spliced from 4 exons. The coding region runs from base 5 to 976 and encodes 323 amino acids. Gene Ontology annotation, biological process: proteolysis.